Messenger RNA from Blepharisma stoltei, 1401 nucleotides. The record is from the annotation of a GenBank genome assembly. NCBI's taxonomy places the organism in Eukaryota, Ciliophora, Heterotrichea, Heterotrichida, Blepharismidae.
AUGGAAAAAUCUAUGUGUUUAUUUCUGGUGCUUGCUAUUUCUGCAUGCUUUUGCAAGGCAGAUCAAUUUACAGAUGAUCUAUAUGAUCUUGGAAAUCUAGAUUUAAAAAAUGAAAGCUUAAAUGAGCAAUCUGUUCAAGAUGAAAUCGCAAAUUCUACUUUAUCAGAAAAAGAAUUUUCUUCCGAAAAACAGGAAGAUUUUGAAGCCACUGAUGGAGAAAUUGAGCAAGAACAGCCAGAUUAUGAGACUGAGGAUAAAGAGGAAAGCAGUAAUCCAAAAGAAGACAGCUCACAUUUUGAAAAUCCAGAACAUAAAUCCAGUGAAGAUAUCACUGGAACCUCAGAAAAUGGAACAGGACACCUUAUAUCACCUCAAAAUUAUGAGGCUAAAGAACAGGAUUCAGACGAUGGCUUAGAUUUUGAUGAAAUUUUUGAUUUUGGGGUAGGGAAAACCAAUAAUGAAGAGGAUUAUAGUGACUAUAAAGAUGAUAAAGAUGAUAAAGAAAUGGAGGAAAUUCUUGAGGACUAUAAGGCAGAUGAUGGAAGAACUGAUGAUCCUGAAGGAGACCAAGAAGAGGAAAAUGGUGAGGAGACCAAAAAAGAAGAGAGUGAAAAUACUGAGAAAGAUGGGCCAAAAGAGGAAGGCAAAAAUAGAGAAGAUAUCGAAAAAGAUAUGAAUGAUGGCAGCAAAUCAGGAGAAAGCGCAAAAGAUACUGAUAUAGAAGUGGAAAUAGAAGUUGAGGAAGACACAAAUGCAGGGGAAAGUCUAGAUCCAGAACAAAAAACUGAGGAAAGUGAGCAUAAAUAUGGUGAAGAAGAGACAAAUACUAAAGCAGACCCAGAUCCAAAAGACAAAAAUGAGGAGAGUGAACAUAAAUCUGAUGAAGAAGAGAUAAGUAUUAAUGAAAGUCUAGAUCCAAAAGCCAAAACUGAGGAAAGUGAACACAAAGCUGAUGAAGAAGAAAAAAAUUCAGAGGAAGAUGCAGAUACAAACGAGGAAGAAAAGAAUAAAAGCGACUCAGAAAGCAAUGAUGAAGAAACGCUGAAGCCUGAGCCAAACCCAGAAAAUUCUGACUUUGAUGAAGCAAAAGAGAGCUCUUUCUCACCCCCACCUCCUGCUGAGUCUUCUGACAAAGACAGCAAGAAGUCCAAUGACGGCAGUCCAAGUUCUCCAAAAUUCCCAAAAGAAGGUGAAGAGAUCCUCAAAACUGUUGACACAAACACUUUUUCCUCAACCGAGGAGCAAAUUUCCAACAUCAUUUCCGUGAUCGUCAUUUUCGGGGUUUUUCUUUCUCUCUUCACAAUUUACUAUGUUUUCAUCCGUCGCAAAAAGCCAAAGCAGUACUAUAUGCGUGAGCUGAGGACUUUUGCUACCAACAGUAAAAAUUACACUAAAGUUUAA